Molecule: messenger RNA, 1193 nt
Organism: Diprion similis
Lineage: Eukaryota; Metazoa; Arthropoda; Insecta; Hymenoptera; Diprionidae
Product: G patch domain-containing protein 11
Exons: 3
Coding region: 399-1178 (259 amino acids)
Cellular component (GO): kinetochore
Molecular function (GO): nucleic acid binding
Source: RefSeq, a predicted model, not a curated record
GUCACGUACAGUCCUUUUAAAAAAUCACAUCACCGUUUGUAUGUAUAAUUUCCCGUAUAAACCGUAGCGGUUUCAUCGUGGAUGGAUUUUCUGAAAAUAUUUCAAUCAACCCAAUGAAAAGCUAAGCGAAUCUUGCGUGCAAAUGGAGAAGCCCGUGUAAAAUUUUUGUAAAAUAUCUUGUGAAAAUACUGUUUUAAUAACUUUGUGGAAUCAUCAUCCGUUGGAAUUGAAGAUAACCUCAAAAGCAAGUUGGCCGAAGAUUAUCGAAAAGAAAGGGGGAAGAAGCGAAGCCGAUUUAUAAAUUGGAGUAUUUAUGAUAUUACGAAUGAGGCAACUUUCGUGACGAUCAUCUUGAGAUUCAUUUAUUAAUUUAGUUUUUUAUCGCUAGGUAAUAAAUCAUGUCUGAUGAUGAAGAUUACAUGUCCGAUAAAUUUCUUCUUGCUACCGAACAACACUGCACUCCAAUUCUUGCUCGCCGUCGUGCAGAUCAAAGGGAAUUAGAUCUUUUAAAGAGGAAGGCAGAGAUUGAAGCUCGAUUAAAGGAAAAAAAUGUCUCUGUCCGGGUCAUAGAGCAGGAAACAAGAGAUAAAGGACUAGCGUCUGCCAUCACUAGUGAUAAUAAAGGUUUCAAAUUAUUGGAAAAAAUGGGAUACACACCUGGGCAAGGAAUAGGAAAGAAGGAGAGCGGAAUAUGCGAGCCAAUUUCGAUUGAUCUGAAGACAAAUAGGCUGGGUUUAGGCAGAGCACCGAAGAAAAAAUCAUUGGCAAUAAAAAAUGGGAAGAAGAAAGAGGAUGAUUUUAACGCCGAUGAUUUUCGAGGAAGAAUUUCACAGAAGAAAACUGAGCAGAUGAUAGAGGUUGAUUUACGUAGAAGUCAAAAAAGUUGCGAGCAGCUGGAUAAUCAAAAUAAUAUUGACAAACCUAUGGAAAUUUGGUACUGGCCGAAAGUAGAAGAAGAGGAAAAAGACUCUGAAAACAGCGAAGCAGUGGAAUCAAGUGAAGAGGACGAAGAUGAAAAUGAAGAUGAUCAAAACAUUAUACCAGCUAGUGAAAAAUUAGAAAUUUUAACCAAGUACCUAAGAGAUAAAUAUUUUUAUUGCAUUUGGUGUGGGGCAGCAUAUGAUGAUGUAGAUGAUUUGCGGGAUAAUUGUCCUGGAAAUACGCGGGAUGAUCAUUGAAUGCUGAAAUUAAUU